Molecule: messenger RNA, 3069 nt
Organism: Varanus komodoensis (Komodo dragon)
Lineage: Eukaryota; Metazoa; Chordata; Lepidosauria; Squamata; Varanidae
Gene: DGKI
Product: diacylglycerol kinase iota
Exons: 34
Coding region: 1-3069 (1022 amino acids)
Biological process (GO): diacylglycerol metabolic process; regulation of synaptic transmission, glutamatergic; lipid phosphorylation
Cellular component (GO): nucleus
Molecular function (GO): ATP-dependent diacylglycerol kinase activity; protein binding
Source: RefSeq, a predicted model, not a curated record
AUGAACCCUCCUUCGGCAGCCGGCGAGGAGAAGGGGGCUGCGGGAGGCGGCGGCGGCAGCAGCAGCAGCAGCACCGGCAGCAAUGCUUGCCGGGGAGCCGAAGGCGGCGGGGACCCUCGGAGCGCAGCCGUGGCAGCAGCAGAGCCGGAGGAGCCUGGACUAACCAGCCAGAAGGAGGAAUCUCUCGAAGAGAAGCUGAAGAGUUUAACCUUCAGGAAACAGGUGUCCUACAGGAAAGCAAUAUCCAGGUCUGGCCUCCAGCAUUUGGUGCCUGCACAAAACCUCAACAUUGCAAUUACCAAUGGACCAGUGAAGGAGCCGAGAAUGGCACUGGAAUGGAGUGAAAAUGCAGUGAAUGGUGAGCACCUCUGGUUGGAGACAAAUGUUUCGGGGGACCUGUGCUACCUCGGGGAGGAGAGCUGCCAAGUCAAAUUCUCCAAGUCAGCCCUUCGAAGAAAGUGUGCGGCAUGUAAAAUCGUAGUCCACAAUGCAUGCAUGGAGCAGUUAGAGAAGAUUAAUUUCCGGUGCAAGCCAACUUUCCGAGAAGGCAGUUCUAGGUCCCCAAGAGAGAAUUUUGUCCGACAUCACUGGGUGCAUAGGCGGCGGCAGGAGGGGAAGUGCAAGCAGUGUGGAAAGGGGUUUCAACAAAAAUUCUCCUUCCACAGUAAAGAGAUCGUGGCCAUCAGCUGUUCCUGGUGCAAGCUGGCGUUUCACAAUAAAGUCACCUGCUUCAUGCUGCAGCACAUUGAGGAGCCAUGUUCACUAGGGGUUCAUGCAGCUGUCAUUGUUCCCCCUACCUGGAUCAUUAAGGUGAAGAAACCUCAGAAUUCACUGAAAAAUUCAACCAGGCGGAAGAAGAGGACGUCUUUUAAAAGGAAAGCCAGCAAAAGAGGCAAUGAGGAGAACAAAGGGAGGCCGUUUGUGAUAAAGCCUAUCUCUUCUCCUCUCAUGAAACCUUUGUUAGUAUUUGUGAAUCCAAAAAGUGGAGGGAAUCAGGGUACUAAGGUUCUCCAGAUGUUCAUGUGGUAUUUGAAUCCACGUCAGGUCUUUGACCUCUCUCAGGAAGGACCUAGAGAUGCGCUUGAAUUGUAUAGAAAAAUGCCAAAUCUGCGAAUCCUGGCCUGUGGUGGGGAUGGAACAGUGGGCUGGAUCCUCUCCAUCCUGGAUGAAUUGCAGCUGAAUCCCCAGCCUCCUGUUGCUGUGCUUCCUCUUGGCACUGGAAACGACCUGGCUCGUACCCUCAACUGGGGAGGGGGAUACACAGACGAGCCUGUAGCAAAAAUUCUCUGCCACGUGGAAGAUGGGACCAUUGUCCAACUGGACCGCUGGAACCUCCAGGUGGAGAGAAACCCUGAUUUGCCCCAAGAUGAACUUGAAGAUGGAGCACGGAAACUGCCCCUCAGUGUUUUCAAUAAUUACUUCAGCCUUGGAUUUGAUGCUCACGUCACACUCGAAUUCCAUGAAUCGCGAGAAGCAAAUCCUGAAAAAUUCAACAGCCGCUUUAGGAAUAAAAUGUUUUAUGCUGGGGCAGCCUUUUCAGAUUUCCUUCAGAGAAGCUCCAGAGAUUUAUCCAAGCAUGUGAAGGUUGUGUGUGAUGGCACAGAUCUGACCUCCAAGAUUCAGGAGUUGAAAUUCCAGUGUAUAGUGUUUUUAAACAUACCCAGGUAUUGUGCUGGCACAAUGCCCUGGGGGAACCCAGGAGACCACAGAGAAUUUGAACCUCAGCGGCACGAUGAUGGUUACAUUGAGGUCAUUGGAUUCACCAUGGCCUCCUUGGCUGCACUCCAGGUGGGAGGUCACGGAGAGAGGUUGCAUCAGUGCCGGGAAGUGACGUUAUUGACAUACAAGUCCAUCCCCAUGCAAGUGGAUGGGGAGCCUUGCCGUCUGGCUCCCUCGCUCAUCCGAAUCUCCCUGAGGAACCAGGCCAAUAUGGUGCAGAAAAGCAAGAGGAGGACAUCCAUGCCUUUACUCAAUGACAUCCAUAAGGUGCCCUCUGCUGACCUGAGGAGAGUCUCAGCUCCCCCUGAUUCUUUCGCCGUCCCCCACGCCAUCCCGGAACGCCUACGGAUCAGAGUGAACAGAAUUAGUUUACAAGAUUAUGAGGGACUGCAUUAUGACAAGGAAAAACUCCGUGAAGCUUCUAUUCCUCUGGGAAUUAUAGUUGUCCGAGGAGACUGUGACUUGGAGACUUGUCGUAUGUAUGUGGAUCGCCUAGAAGAGGAUUUGCAGUCAGUCACUUCAACUGCGCAAAGAGUCCAUUACCAGGACCAGGAAAGUUCCUUCCCAAGAGUACCGUCUGUUCAGAGACUUUCCCCUAGAUGGUGCUUCCUAGAUGCAACUUCUGCUGAUCGCUUUUAUCGCAUCGACAGAUCUCAGGAACAUUUGCACUACGUGACAGAAAUUUCGCAGGACGAGAUUUUUAUCCUGGACCCAGAGCUGGUGGCAACGCAGCCAGCAGGAACGCCUCCAGGAAUGCCUGAUCUGGUGGUGGAGCAGGCCUCUGGAAUGUCGGAUCGGUGGAAUCCUGCCGUUCGAAAGCGCAUGCUGAGUGACAGCGGCCUGGGGAAGAUGUCCCCGCACUACGAGGUACCUGAAAAACAAAAGGAGGCCAGCCAGAUGCCCCUGCUGCAGUCUCCAGUUUCUUCAGAGGAUCAAGCACUUUUACAGUCAGUAGUAGCUGGCGAUUUUCUAAAAUUCAUAGAAUGCUGUAAAAAGGGAGCUAAUCUGUUAAUCCAGGGACCUGACCACUGUUCCUUGCUUCACCACGCAGCCAAGACUGGGCAUGGAGAGAUUGUGAAGUACAUCUUGGACCAUGGUCCUUCUGCUUUGCUGGAUAUGACAGAUAGUGAAACGGGUGAGACAGCACUGCACAAGGCAGCCUGCCAGCGCCACCGCACUAUCUGCCAACUACUGGUAGAGGCGGGCGCGUCACUGAGGAAAGCGGAUUCCAAGGGUAAGACGCCUCGAGACAGAGCCCAGCAGGCUGGGGAUCCAGAUCUAGCUUCAUACCUGGAAAGUCGGCAGAACUACCAAGUGGUUCCCCAUGAAGACCUAGAGACUGCAGUGUGA